This is a messenger RNA of Lodderomyces theae, 1698 nucleotides long. RefSeq lists its product as uncharacterized. Gene Ontology annotation, molecular function: transmembrane transporter activity. Lineage: Eukaryota; Fungi; Ascomycota; Pichiomycetes; Serinales; Debaryomycetaceae. Bases 1 to 1698 code for a protein of 565 amino acids. The record is from RefSeq and is a predicted model, not a curated record. Gene Ontology annotation, cellular component: membrane. Gene Ontology annotation, biological process: transmembrane transport. The transcript has a single exon.
AUGACAUCAAAUAGUCAAGAAUUGGCGUUGCUGAAAGGGCUCUUGCAGUCUUACCCAUCGAUGCAAGAUAAGGUCCCCACUGACUCAACCAACUUCAAAGAGGUGGAGAAAAAUAUCGAGACUGAAAUCUCAAGUAUCACCGAGACAAGUUCCCGUACCCAAUCAGUCAACCCAUUUGUUGACCCGGCAACUGCUCAAUACUACAGAGAACUAUACGAGAAAACAAACUACGAGUGCCGUUCUGCAUUCGACCCAGAUUUUGAAUGGACAGAAACGGAAGAAAAGAAAGUCGUCCGCAAAUUGAAUGUUCGAGUUGCCCUCGCAGCCUGUCUCAUGUUUGUUGCUUUGCAAAUCGACAGAACCAAUCUUCACCAAGCCAUCACUGACAACUUCUUGCCUGAUUUGGGUCUCAACACAAAUGACUACAAUACAGGGAACACAAUCUUUUAUGUCUGCUUCUUAUUGGCUGAAAUCCCAUCCCAAAUGAUCUCAAAACGACUCGGACCUGAUAUUUUCAUCCCAAUUCAAAUUUGCGCUUGGAGUAUCGUGGCUAUGUGCCAAGUUGCACUUAGUGGCAAAGCAUCAUUUUACAUAACUAGGGGAUUGAUUGGUGCUAUUGAAGGUGGAUUCAUUGCUGACUUGGUAUUGUGGUUGAGUUACUUCUUCACCAGCAAGGAGUUGUCCAUCAGAUUGUCGUGGUUCUGGUCCACAUUGACAAUCACUCAAAUUUGUAUUGCCCUUGCUGCAUUUGGAAUCUUGCGGUUGAGAGGAGUGUUUGGAUAUCCAGGAUGGGCCCAUCUUUUCCUUUGGGAAGGUUUGUUUACUUUAUUAAUUGGUAUGGGCUCCUUCUACAUGAUGGUUCCCUCGGCACUCCAAACCAAAAACUGGAUGCAUCCAAAGGGGUGGUUCACCGAUCGUGAGGAAAAGAUCGUCGUCAAUCGUAUCUUGCGUGAUGAUCCAACCAAGGGCACAAUGCACAAUCGACAGGCAAUCUCAUUGAAGAUGUUGUGGGUAUGUCUUUCCGACUAUGAUUUAUGGCCAUUGUACGCAAUUGGAUUGUUGGCAUACAUUGGUCAUUUUACAUUUGGAUCGUAUUUCACAUUGAUGACUAGAGAGCUUGGGUUUAAUACGUUUGACACCAACUUGUUGACCAUCCCAGCUUAUUUCCUAUACAUUUGCAAUCUUCUUGGAAUCACUUGGUUAUCAGAAAAAUUAAAUGACAGAUCGUAUAUCUCGUUGAUAGCCCCAGUGUAUGGUGCAAUAACUUUGGGAGUUGUUAGGUUUUGGCCCGGAAGUGGUAUCAAGGUGUGGGAGAGCUUUGCGUUGAAUACAAUAUACUACGCGAUCCCGUAUAUCCACGCCAUCCUUGUGUCUUGGGUAUCAAGAAACUCCAACUCGGUUAGAACAAGAUCCAUUUGCUCCGCAAUGUACAACAUGUCGGUUCAAAUGGGUGCGAUUAUAGCCCAGAACGUAUUUAGAGAAGAUGAUCGGCCGUUGUACAGAAGGGGGCUUUUGCAAUUGUGGUUUGUCACCUUGGCUGCAAUACCGUUGCUUUUGUUGACCAAGUUUUAUUAUGUGUGGAGAAAUAAGUCCAAGGCAAAGAUUUGGGAUAUGAUGUCUGAAGACGAAAAAAUGAACUAUAUUUGCAACACAACUGAUGAUGGGAACAAGAGAUUGGAUUUUAGGUUUGCUCAUUAA